Molecule: messenger RNA, 2498 nt
Organism: Musca vetustissima
Lineage: Eukaryota; Metazoa; Arthropoda; Insecta; Diptera; Muscidae
Product: protein stoned-A
Exons: 2
Coding region: 66-2498 (810 amino acids)
Source: RefSeq, a predicted model, not a curated record
AAAAUGUAUUUAUAUUCUUCUAAUCCUCCGUUUAGACCGUUUUUCGAUGUCUCCCCAAUUAGAGAAUGCUUAAGUUACCCAAAGGUCUAAAAAAGAAAAAGAAGAAGUCCAAAAAGGAUCAAGAACUUUUCACCGAAGAAGAACUAGCAGAGUAUAAACGCCAACUAAAGGCCAAGCAGGAGGCUGCUGCUGCUAAAUCCGAUGCCGGUGAAUCCGAUGCAGCAUCAGAUGUUGAAGGUUUAGCAACAACAGCUACAACAUCCAAUACUGCUUCGACCUCUGAGUUAGCGCACGCGAACGCUCAAUCUGCCAGUCACAACGAAGAGUCAUCAAACGGUUCUCAGGCGGCUGCAACAACAACUACCAGCACAGCGGAGGACGACGAAUGGGCGAAGUUUAAAGCGCUCACCUCGAAAGUUGAUACUGUACUCCAUAAGACCCAAGACGAGCUAGAUCACAUCAAAAAGGAAUCCUUCUAUCAGCGUCUGCCUUCGGCGGCUGAAAAGAAACGACUCGAAGAAGAGGAGGCAGCCCGACGUGAGGCUGAACGUUUAGAGGAGGAGAAACGUAAGGCAGCCGAACUAGAAGCCCAGCGUGAUAAGUUAGCUGAGGCUGUAGUAGAGCUAUCCGAGUCGGAGGACGAAGACGACGCCGAAGUUGAUGAUAUUUUCGUUACCGAAUACGUUGAUGCCAUAACCAGUGGUGAAAUCCAACUAGCCGUUGUUCCCGAUUCACCAGUUUUAGAUUUUGACGACGGUCCCGAUCCCUUUGAUACUGCCUACGCCGAGAAAGUCAUAGUUGGUGCUGAUAAGGCCAAGGGUAACAAGAAAUUGGUAAGCCUUGGGGCUGCCGUUGAGGUCCUUUCGGGACGUGUAGAACGUGAAAAAGCCCUUGAACUAGCCAAACCAAAGCGCAAACUACGCAAGGGCAUCAAAAAUCUUUUACUCAGCGAUUCAGUUGAUCUAGCCGAUGCGGAUGAAGAGGAUCUCAUUGCACCAGAACCACAAAUAAAUCUAUUAGAUGAAUUGGUCAAUGAUGUGCCAGAUGCUCCCAUUGAUCUAAGUGUUUCGCUGCAUUUGAAUUUUAUACAACCCAAGAAGCCACCAUCUGAGGAGGAAGAAGAAGAACCAGAACCAGCCCUACCCGAUUUAUCGGAGUUCGACACACUCAAGGAUCCAGAGGAUGAUGAGUUUGCUGAAUUAGCCGCCGAGUCAUUGAAUAAAAAAGAAGAAGUUAAGGUUAUCAAAGAAAUACCCCUGCCACAGGCAGAGGUCCUUACCGAAUUAGCUGCAGCCGAUUGGGCUGAAUUUGAAAAAUUACCCGAAGAGGAAGAGAGUGGUAAACCCAAGCGACCACCACCACCAAAUCUACCACCCGGUGUGGUCUUCAUUAGUGACGACGAGGAGGAGGAUAACCAAGACGACGAUCCCUUCAAUACCAAUUACGCCGAAGUUGUAAUCAAGAAAACCACUGUACUUGAAGAAGACGACGAAUUUGAUCCAAGGGCCGAAGAAAAGGCUGCACCACCCGAGAGGCCCUCACCGCCAUCGGUGAUAACUAAAAUACUCUCUGAAAAGGCAGAGGUUGAUCCAUUUGAUACCUCUGUUGUGGGAGUGAUAAUUCAAGCUUCUAAGACCACAUUAAAGCAAUCGUUAAGUGAUCCCGAUUUUGAUCCCAGGGCGGACGAAGAGCCAGCCCCAGCACCUGUAGCCGCAGCCAACAAGGCACCACCCCCAAGGCCACCACCAGUUGUACAGCCUUCGACAGAAGAGGAAUUCGAUCCAGUGCGUCGUAAGUCUUCGCUGAGUCUUACCCUCAAGAACAAAGCAGUUGGUUUCUUGGUACCAAAUCCCGAUCUAUUGGGUGCCGCAGAGGGUGCUAGCAAUAACAAGAAACCGCUAACACCUUACUACGCACCCAGUGAGGCAGGAUUCAGUGACAGCCAGUUAGAGGAUCCUUUCGAUACCUCAUACGUACCCGAAGCCAAACCAACUGAGGUUGAAUUGAAACAUUUGGAACACGAUUUGUUAUCGAAUCCCACACUAAAGCAUAGCAUUUCCGAUCCAGAUUUUGAUCCACGUGCACCACCCACACCAGUACCUGCUGAAGAUUUGUUGGCUGUCAAGGAAGAUAUUGCCAUAAAGGUCUUGACUCCGGCCCAGGAAAGUAAAGAUUUACCAGACGAUUCGGCUGCGGAAUUUGUGGAUCCAUUCGAUACAUCCAUUGCAGCUGAUAUUAGACCCGGUCAAACCGAACUUAAACUAUUGGAAAGUGAAUUACUACCCCAGAGAGAGGCGGAAAUAACCACAGGAGUUCUCGAUACACAAACGGACGCCCAAGAAUUGGGUUUGGGCGAUAAGGUUUUAACACCUCAACUGCCGCACAAAAAUAUCGUGGUAGCUGAGGAUAUUGAUCCUUUCGAUACCUCAAUUGCUGAAAAUCUACAACCAGGAGAAACUGAAAUUAAACUAUUAGAAAACGAGCUCAUUGAGCAUUAA